AUGAGUUAGUUAGGCUCAUGAAUUUUGAACACACAAUUUGUUUAGUGAUUUCAUGAGCUGCUCAAAACUAUUUGUAGCAUUAAUGCAAUUUGCAAAUUCUCUUUUCUUUGUAAAAGAGUACCAAAAUUAUGUCAAACCAGUGGUUAAGGUUGUGAUUGGUUAGUUCUUUUAUGUGGGAAUCGUGUUGGAUUCACAUAUGUGAUCAAACCAUGGAUACUUAUAGCCACUUAGCAGUGGCAGUGCAACACACGUUAUGCUAGCUAGUUGGUAUGCUUACAGGGUGUUUGUUUUGUUGUCUCAGAGAGGUGCAGGGAGGGGACUCAUGGUCGAGGGUGAAAUUUCAGAAUUCAGUUAUGCUACCUAGUGCCUAGUGGGUCUUAGGAAAGGACCCUAAACAUCUUUCAUUCACAGAAGCAUCAUAUUCUGUUUCACAUGUUGUUGAUCUGAGUGACUUGUAUUGUAAAUUUUUAUGGCAUAUUUAGGGUGUCAGCAAAGGACAAGCAUCAUAUUGAAUUUGAUUCCUCUUGGAAUUCAAUUCUGAUUCUCCCUCAGUUGUUGGGCUCCUUUUCUUUAUUUGAGUUGGUGUUCUGUUAUGCCUUGACUUGUUUGGGACUUCCACACUCACUCUCUCCAACACAGCUUCUUCACACUGGUUCUGUUGGAUCUGGUUCAGCAUUUCCCUCUCCAUUUCUUGGUCUUUCAACCAUGAAUGCACUAGCAGCCACCAACAGGAACUUUAGGUUGGCCUCUCGGCUUCUUGGAUUGGAUUCCAAGCUUGAGAAAAGUUUGCUGAUUCCAUUCAGGGAAAUCAAGGUGGAAUGUACCAUACCUAAAGACGACGGCACGUUGCAAUCUUAUGUUGGGUUCAGGAUUCAACAUGAUAAUGCAAGAGGCCCUAUGAAAGGAGGAAUCAGAUACCAUCCUGAGGUUGACCCAGAUGAAGUGAAUGCUUUAGCACAACUAAUGACAUGGAAAACAGCUGUAGCAAAUAUACCAUAUGGUGGUGCCAAAGGAGGAAUUGGCUGUAACCCAGGAGAGUUAAGCAUAUCUGAGUUAGAAAGACUUACAAGAGUUUUUACCCAGAAAAUUCAUGAUCUGAUUGGAACUCACACUGAUGUUCCAGCACCUGAUAUGGGGACAGGGCCACAGACCAUGGCAUGGAUACUAGAUGAGUAUUCCAAAUUUCAUGGUUAUUCUCCUGCUGUAGUGACUGGAAAACCAAUAGAUCUUGGUGGGUCUCUAGGAAGAGACGCAGCAACAGGACGAGGAGUCCUCUUUGCAACAGAGGCUUUGCUUAAUGAGCAUGGGAAGAGUGUAUCGGGACAACGGUUUGUCAUACAGGGUUUUGGAAAUGUGGGGUCUUGGGCUGCCCAAUUGAUUAGUGAGAAAGGUGGAAAAGUUGUUGCUGUGAGUGAUGUAACUGGAGCCAUUAAGAACAGCGAAGGCAUUGACAUACCAAGCCUACUCCAGCAUUCCAAAGAGCACAAAGGUGUAAAAGGAUUCCACGGUGGUGAUACAAUUGAUCCUCAAUCAAUUUUGGUUGAAGAUUGUGAUGUUCUAAUCCCAGCAGCACUUGGGGGUGUCAUCAAUAGGGAAAACGCAAAUGAAAUCAAGGCCAAGUUUAUUGUUGAAGCAGCCAACCACCCCACUGACCCAGAGGCUGAUGAGAUCCUGAGGAAAAAAGGUGUUGUGAUCCUCCCAGACAUAUAUGCAAAUUCAGGAGGCGUUACAGUUAGCUACUUUGAGUGGGUUCAGAACAUUCAAGGGUUCAUGUGGGAAGAGGAGAAAGUGAACAAUGAGCUAAAGAAAUACAUGACCAGAGGUUUCAAAGAUGUGAAGGAGAUGUGCAAAACCCAUGAAUGUGAUUUUCGUAUGGGAGCUUUCACCCUGGGAGUUAACCGUGUGGCACGAGCUACUCUCCUUAGGGGUUGGGAAGCAUGAAAUCCUGCAGCUGCUGCUUUGAAUAAAAGAGCUUCAGUCUCAGUUACACUUAUUCUUGCUACACAAAGUUCUUGUUGCUUUCAUUUGUCGGGUGAAUUAUAUUGUUCCCACCCCAUAAUUUUAUUGGAUCCAUUUUAUGUCUGAUUUAACAAAGAGGGCUCUUACACUGUUCUUGA
This is a messenger RNA of Lotus japonicus, 2117 nucleotides long. Its product is annotated as glutamate dehydrogenase 1. Gene Ontology annotation, molecular function: L-glutamate dehydrogenase (NAD+) activity. Bases 706 to 1941 code for a protein of 411 amino acids. The record is from RefSeq and is a predicted model, not a curated record. Lineage: Eukaryota; Viridiplantae; Streptophyta; Magnoliopsida; Fabales; Fabaceae. Gene Ontology annotation, cellular component: mitochondrion. The transcript is spliced from 10 exons. Gene Ontology annotation, biological process: L-glutamate catabolic process.